This is a messenger RNA of Prorocentrum cordatum, 1224 nucleotides long. The record is from the annotation of a GenBank genome assembly. NCBI's taxonomy places the organism in Eukaryota, Dinophyceae, Prorocentrales, Prorocentraceae.
AUGCCUUUGUCGGACUUCCUCGCGGUGGGGCAGCACGACUACUUCGUCACUUUUGUCGUUCGGAGCUGCGUCUCCUUAAGCUUCUGUUUUCUGGGGACACUCGUAUGGCUUGGCUGGGACGAUUCUGUAGCGUCGCUGUACGCACUGAGAAAGGUCUUCCAGUCGCCUGCCUCACCGCUUCGUCCUUGCACGUCCUUCGAAAACAGAGUCUCGAAUGAAUUGGACAAGGCAAGGGUGGCGCGAUUGCAGCACGUGGCGGACUCGAUGCUGAUACCCAUUUCGGCGGGUAUAUUUGUGCCGUUAGCGAUGUUCUUCUAUGCCGCGGAUGCUUCCGAACCGAGUGUUGCUUUCAAGGCGGUGAUCAUGUGUUUGCGUCAUUUCGCAACGCUGUACUGGAAGUACUUGAGAAGUUCAUCAGGCUUUUCGGUCGCGGACAUAGAGUACAUGUUUAGAUUCUUCAUGUCGUUCAUUGCGGUACGAACGUAUUUUGAAGAGUCACACGUGCUGUUCUGCAUGUAUGGCGGUUUCUGGAGCGCGGCACGACUGCUUCUCGCGGUCUCGUUACUUGAUUGCAGGAUGUCGGUGAGGUGGAACAUAUUUCUUUCUGCAGUGAAUUGCCUUUCUUCCUGGGAGCGGCGCGAGCAGCUACGCAUCGACGGACACUCUUCCACGGGCGCGUUCGUCCACCAAUGUAUGGUUGAAAUGGUUUCUUGUGGACUGAUCUGCUUUGCCUCAGCAUUCUUGGAGGCUUGCGAGAAGGACCGCGUCAAGGCAUCCGUAGAGUCCAGCCAGUCUGGCAGGGCGUAUCAGGCAGCUCAAACACUGCUUGGUGUAUUCUGCGACGCCCAGCUGCGCAUCUGCCCACAAUGUAACAUCAUCGCCCAUUCCCCACACCUGCUGCACUUGCUGGGCUCAGGAGGCACGAGGCACAACGCUUCAUGGUGCAGCUUCCUUCAGUAUUUGCUAGAACCCGACAAGCAGCGUUCCUGGACCUUCAUCCCGGGGCGACGGUGUUUCAGAGCGCUCUCAGGAACUUCUCGUCCAAGCGCACCGCCGCCUCAAUGGCCGAAGGCCGAGCUCGGCGAUAUUCUCCAUGGGCCCCACGCCAACCUCCACCCAGGUCACCUGCAGAAUGGGGGGGGGCGCACCCGAUCCCGGUGGAGCUGUUCCUUGAUCAACGAUCGGCCGACGAUGCCCAAGAGGACCGGCCCCCGAAUUCCCUGA